Molecule: messenger RNA, 1626 nt
Organism: Telopea speciosissima
Lineage: Eukaryota; Viridiplantae; Streptophyta; Magnoliopsida; Proteales; Proteaceae
Product: protein DETOXIFICATION 40-like
Exons: 7
Coding region: 53-1588 (511 amino acids)
Biological process (GO): xenobiotic detoxification by transmembrane export across the plasma membrane
Cellular component (GO): membrane
Molecular function (GO): antiporter activity; xenobiotic transmembrane transporter activity
Source: RefSeq, a predicted model, not a curated record
AAACCCGUCAUGGUUCAUUAAUGUUCUUGUGAACCCAACUAUUCCUUACAACAUGGAAUUUGCUAAUGAAGGACUCAAUCAGUCUCUCCUCCUUCAGAAGCCACCAUCUUCUCCACCAGAGUCAUCAGCCACAGGCCACCAAACAAGCAAUCAUCUUGAAAAAAUACUCACAGAUCCCCUAUUACCCAAGUUCAAACGUUUCCAGUUAGCCACCUUGAUCGAGCUGAAGCUCCUCUUCCAUCUUGCUGCCCCAGCAGUUCUUGUCUACAUGAUCAACUAUCUCAUGUCCAUGUCUACCCAGAUCUUCUCCGGCCAUCUUGGUAAUCUCGAGCUCGCCGCUGCCUCUCUUGGCAAUAACGGUAUUCAAGUUCUUUCCUAUGGCGUCAUGUUGGGAAUGGGAAGUGCAGUUGAAACUCUCUCAGGGCAAGCUUAUGGAGCAGGGAAGUACGAAAUGCUAGGCAUCUACCUCCAAAGAGCAACCAUCAUACUCAUGGCAGCUGGGAUCCCAUUGACUUUUAUCUACAUCUACUCCAAGCCCAUCUUGAUCUUCCUUGGCCAGUCACCCACCAUAGCAUCAGCCGCCGCCGUGUUCGUCUACGGCCUUAUCCCUCAAAUAUUCGUCUACGCCGUUAACUUCCCCAUACAAAAAUUCCUGCAAGCACAAAGCAUCGUCGUCCCAAGCGCCUUAAUAUCGACCGGAACACUCGUUCUGCAUCUCUUCUUUAGCUGGCUGGUUAUUUACAAGGUUCAACUUGGCUUGUUUGGAGGCUCCUUGUUGUUGAGUUUAUCUGGUUGUGUUAUGGUAGUGGCUCAGUUCAUCUAUAUAGUGAAAAGUGAGACGUGUAAGUACACAUGGACCGGGUUUAGGAUCGAAGCGUUCUCCGGUUUGACGGAGUUUUUGAAAUUAUCAAUUUCUUCGGCUGUGAUGUUGUGCUUGGAGACUUGGUAUUUUCAGAUUCUGGUUUUGAUUGCUGGGCUGCUUGAGAACCCUCAGCUUGCAUUGGAUUCUCUCUCCAUAUGCACGACAAUUAAUGGUUGGGUCUUUAUGAUUUCAGUGGGUUUCAAUGCGGCUGCAAGUGUGAGGGUAAGCAAUGAGCUUGGAGCUGGAAACCCUAGAUCAGCAGCAUUCUCAGUGAUAAUAGUGACUUUAUUAUCAUUUACAAUUGCGGUAAUCAUUGCUGUAGUCAUCCUACUGCUGCGUCAUGUCAUCAGCUACGCUUUCACCGAUGGGGAAGUUGUUGCUAAUGCAGUCUCAGAGUUGUGUCCAUUGUUAGCUAUCACUCUCAUACUCAAUGGUAUCCAACCCGUCUUAACAGGUGUGGCUGUUGGUUGUGGGUGGCAAACAUUUGUUGCAUAUGUUAACGUUGGAUGCUACUAUGUAAUUGGGCUCCCAUUGGGACUUCUCCUAGGUUUUAAGUUCAAGUUUGGAGCUAAGGGACUAUGGUCUGGAAUGAUAGGUGGCACGGCAAUGCAGACUAUUAUUUUAUUGUGGGUUACUUAUCGGACGGAUUGGAAUAAGGAGGUGGAGAAAACUAUGCAACGUUUGGAUGAGUGGAAAGUCAAGCAAGAACCAGUAGAAAAAGAUUGAUGGAAAUUUAGAAAGCAUUGGAUAAGGGACAUACAUGG